Molecule: messenger RNA, 1013 nt
Organism: Harpegnathos saltator (Jerdon's jumping ant)
Lineage: Eukaryota; Metazoa; Arthropoda; Insecta; Hymenoptera; Formicidae
Product: INO80 complex subunit E
Exons: 6
Coding region: 130-843 (237 amino acids)
Biological process (GO): chromatin remodeling
Cellular component (GO): Ino80 complex; nucleus
Source: RefSeq, a predicted model, not a curated record
UACAGAAUCGAUAAAGAGUCCAGAAUGGAAGCCAGUCAUAAACAGCUUAUUUAUCUUCGCAAUAAUCGGUCACCACAAGCGCUUGCAACGUGCGACAAGUCACUUUGGGGUUUCAACUGCAGAUGAUCAAUGUUGGACGGAUGGUAUUGCAGAUCUAUUGGCAACAACAAUGCAGAUGCAGAAGGAGAGGACGAUGAAGAUAGUCCCGAGGAAGAAGUGCCUAACUAUAAAGACCAAUACCGCAAUCUCAAACGAAAGCUAAAGUUCCUGAUUUAUGAGAAUGAAUGUUUUCAAGAGGCUUUACGCUCUACACAAAGGAAGCUACUCAAAGUAAACAGAGACAAGAGCUUCCUACUGGAUCGUCUUCUGCAAUAUGAGAAAGUAGAUGCAUCAUUCAGCGAGAGCGAUGAGACCGAGUCGUCGGACGAGGAAGUUGUCCGUCUUGACAAUUCUAAGCGGAAAAAAGUUGAGAUAAAUGUCAACAAUCAUACUCCUCAUCAUCCAUCAGUGGUUACAAAGCCACUCAGUACCAGUAAGAAGAAAAAGAGUACACCAAAAGUUGCUAAGACAAACAGCACACCUAUAGUACAAUCCUCGAAUAAUAUGGUUCCAAUAUCCUUAAUGUCUGAUGGGCAUAUGACGCCGGAGGAAGUAGAGAGACAUUUGGAAUCUCGUCAGACUUACUUGGAACUUGUGCCAGAGAAGGCACCACCCACAGUUCCGACAGAAAUGUUCAGUAAUGAUCCUUCUUUGGACAGCGAAUCAAAUGAAAUCGGGGAACUGGAGACCUCGCCCAGUAAUAUGGGAGAAGAUUGCCUCAGUGUAGACAUGAUGGCGGAGUGACAAACAUUCGUUUAUAGUUUACUCAUUAAUUAUUACGAAGUGCACAUAGUUACAUGUCUCUUUAAGAUUAUUUCACGCGACUAACUCAACUGUAUCCACCAUAACGUAAUACAAAUUUUUAUACAUGCAACAAUAAACAAAAGGCCCGCCACAAAUUCUUACCCUCUUUU